GCCGUACCGUUAACCUCUGUUAACCUCAACGCUAUUAUUUAACUAAAAGUAACUAGUUUUUACAUUCCAUUAGGGGACUGAAUGUACGUGCAAUCAGCAUGGAAGAGUUAAUAAGGAAUAUUGUUCUUUUAUUAUUUACGGAAGAAUGUAUGAAAGAGUAUUUGGACGAAUUAAAUUUCUUUCAUGUUGGAUGCUUUAAAUCGACGUUAAGUACAGCAUUAGGCUUCGGCAUCAUCAUUGGAUCUCUACUCGUUAAGGUACCACAAAUUAUAAAAAUUCUUAAAAGCAAAAGUGUAGAAGGCAUCAAUGUCUACAGUGUGUUAUUGGAUUUAUUUUCCAUCACUUCAAUGGUGUCCUACAGUUUUGUUAGUGGUUUCCCAUUUAGUGCAUGGGGUGAUGGAGUUUUCCUAGGAUUGCAAACUUUAGCAAUUGCUAUUUUAAUCAUGCAUUUUAGUGGUAAUACAAUUCAAGCAACUGCGUUUCUUGCUGCUUAUUUAGCUGUGGUAUCUGCUGCCACCAGUGGGUUGACCCCUGUGAAGGUUUUGUGGGUUUGUCAAGCAAUGGUUAUACCCAUUAUUCUCAUCAGUAGGUUAAUGCAAGCGUAUACAAAUUAUUCCAAUGGAAGUACAGGUCAGCUAUCAGCAAUAACCGGUUUUAUGUUAUUCUUUGGAUCUCUGGCAAGAAUAUUCACUUCUAUUCAAGAAACAGGAGAUAUGACAAUGAUAAUAAUGUAUAUAUGUUCCACUACUGCAAAUGCUAUAAUAGCUGCUCAAAUUUUGUAUUAUUGGAAUGUAGAUACAAAGAGCAAUGUUAUGACAAAAAAGGUUCAAUAA
Messenger RNA from Eufriesea mexicana, 833 nucleotides. Its product is annotated as mannose-P-dolichol utilization defect 1 protein homolog. NCBI's taxonomy places the organism in Eukaryota, Metazoa, Arthropoda, Insecta, Hymenoptera, Apidae. The record is from RefSeq and is a predicted model, not a curated record. The transcript has 5 exons. The coding region runs from base 99 to 833 and encodes 244 amino acids. Gene Ontology annotation, biological process: oligosaccharide biosynthetic process.